Molecule: messenger RNA, 1278 nt
Organism: Helobdella robusta
Lineage: Eukaryota; Metazoa; Annelida; Clitellata; Rhynchobdellida; Glossiphoniidae
Exons: 6
Coding region: 1-1278 (425 amino acids)
Molecular function (GO): protein binding
Source: RefSeq, a predicted model, not a curated record
AUGGCAUGGAUCGAUUAUAAGAAAGCAUUUGAUAGUUUCCCACAAUCCUGGAUUUUGGAAGUAAUGUCUAUAUAUAAAUUACCAAGUGAUAUCAGAAUAUUCAUUGAAAAUUCAAUGUCUAACUGGAAAACCAGAAUGUGUCUCUACCACGACAAAGAUAAAUGUGCCACCAUAGAAAUAAGGAAGGAGACAGUGAUGCUAAAUGAUGGUGUUGAUGUUCGUCCUGAAACUCAUAUCAGAGGUGUUGAUGUAGAGGAGACGUACAGAUACUUGGGAAUGGAAGAGGUGGGAGGAAUUCAACAGCAAAUGAUGAAGGAACAGAUACAAAAAGAGUAUAACAAUAGAAUAAGAUCCAUAUUAAAGACCCAUUUGUAUGCCAAAAAUGAAGUGAUAGCCAUUAACAGCCCAGCAAUCCCGUUUACUGGAUUGAUAACCGACGACAACACCAAAAACAACAACGACGACAACGCCACAAGCAACUCCAGUAAGAACCAGAAACAAAACAACAACAACAUCAACAACAAUGAUUACAAUAAUAAUAAUAACAACAAUAAUGCGAACGACAACCUACCCUGCACCUCCCACUCGAAACUCACCAACAACAACUAUACAUACAAAACACCAACCAGCCAAAUCACAAGGCAACAACACACCAGAACAACAGCAAACGGUAAAAACAGACGAUCAAUAGAUGAAACCGAGCCCGACACACCACUUACCACAACGAACAACACCAACAUCACAUCCAACUCCAAUCCCGCAACCCCCAUGGUCGACCUCAAUUUCAGCUCUUUUAUGGACAAAGACGAUGAUGAUCUACUCUUUGAGUUCGACAUGAACUCUAUCAUCAACAGCAUCACAUCACACAGCACGGACAUCAACAGACAUUCAACUCACACACAAACAAUCCAACAGCAUCACUACAAACCCAACAACAAACGAACUAAAAACGCCAUUGGCCGCAAACAACUUGGCUCAAACGUUUGCCAAUUAACACUAGCAUGCUCUAACAAAACAGCACAAUUUUCUAGCAAUAUAAAUGUCUUAAAUAAAGUAACUUGUGCAUUUUUUGUCGGAUUAAUGAAAAAUCUGGGUCCGAUAACUGAACAUGCCGACGUAAUUUUUGAUAAAAUUAUAACAAAUGAAGAUGAUAUCUAUGACAAAUACAGUGGAAGAGUUACAGCUCCGGUUCCUGGCAUCUAUCAAUUCCACGUUAUCAUUUCUGCUCAAGGAAAACAUAAGCUCAAAAUAGAAAUACAAUGGCACCUAGACAGCUGA